Messenger RNA from Tachysurus vachellii, 2594 nucleotides. RefSeq names its product C-C chemokine receptor type 3-like. NCBI's taxonomy places the organism in Eukaryota, Metazoa, Chordata, Actinopteri, Siluriformes, Bagridae. The transcript is spliced from 4 exons. Gene Ontology annotation, molecular function: chemokine receptor activity. The record is from RefSeq and is a predicted model, not a curated record. Gene Ontology annotation, biological process: immune response; chemotaxis; G protein-coupled receptor signaling pathway. Gene Ontology annotation, cellular component: membrane. The coding region runs from base 459 to 1514 and encodes 351 amino acids.
UGUGAGUGUGUGUGUGUGGUGUGUGUGUGAGUGUGCGUGUGUGUGUGUGCGUGCGUGCGUGCGUGCGUGUGUGUGUGUGCGUGAGUGUGUGUGUGUGCGUGCGUGCGUGUGAGUGUGUGUGUGUGCGCGCGUGCGUGCGUGAGUGCGUGCGAGUGUGUGUGUGUGGGAGUGUGUGUGCGUGUGUGCGUACGUGAGUGUAUAAUAGUCCAAAUAGACUACAGUACAUGGACUGGAACAGACUGUGCUUUAAGCUAUAGGAGUCAGACCGACAGAUGGACAGAACUGAAAGUGCUCCUCAGUGAUGGUUCAGAGGGAGAACAGAUAGCGCUCCAGAUCACCGUGAGGUCCUGGGGUUCCUCUGGCUGUGUCACAAAUUCAGCAUUAGUACAUUGAACCUGGUGCUGCUCCUUACUACACUGAGGGAACAGAAGGGAUAACUGUUUAGUGUUUGAUGCUACAUGGCAACCAUGUGGAGCAACAGCAGUGGUCUUUUGGACACAGCCUUCAGCACAACAGAAUACGAUUACAGCAUUUUUAAUACUCCUGAAAUAUGUGAUUACGGAGCCCAUGCAAGUCGUUUUCUCCCGGUUCUCUACUCGCUGUUCUUCGUGGUCGGCUUCCUGGGCAACAUGCUGGUGUUGUGGGUGAUCCUGAGAGGAGCUCAGAUGAAAAGCAUGACUGAUGUUUCUCUCCUGAACCUGGCCAUCGCUGACCUUCUUCUCAUCUUCACUCUCCCCUUCAUGGCUCACUAUGCCAGAGAUACCUGGGUCUUUGGUAAUGUCAUGUGCUGGCUGGUCCUCUGUGUGUACUACAUCGGAUUUUACGCAGGAAUUUUCUUUAUCGUGUUGAUGAGCAUCGACAGAUACUUGGCUAUCGUCCAUUCAGUGUGUGCCUUGAGAAUCCGCACAAAGGCUUAUGGGAUUGUAGCUAGUGUUGUCAUCUGGAUUCUAGCCAUUAUAGCAUCAUUUCCUGAGCUACUGUACCUUGGAGUCCAAACUUACGGGGCUGAAUUACUGUGCAACGCUUAUCCGAAAAAUGAAAGUCUCAAUCAGAUGAGAAUUGCAGCUUUCUUUAAAAUGAACAUUUUAGGUCUAUUAAUUCCACUGGUUAUUGUGGGAUUUUGCUACUCAAUGGUGCUCUGGAGGCUUCGAACCCUACGUACUUCAAAGAAACUGGCGGUUCGUCUUGUUGUUGUGGUUAUGGUCGUCUUCUUCUGCUGCUGGAUGCCAUACAACAUUGCAGCGUUACUCAAAGCACUCGAACUGAAGAAAAUCCUUAUUCCAGGGUGUGAACUCAGCCAAAGGAUCCAGAUGAUGUUGCAAGUCACUGAAGCAAUUGCAUAUUUUCACAGUUGCCUCAAUCCUUUCCUCUAUGUGUUUGUGGGGGAAAAGUUCAGGAGGCAACUCGCCAAACUCCUCCACCAGACACCAUGUGUCCAAGUGUGGUGUGUGAGGAGCUACAUGACCCGGGCCACAUCCUCUGUGAAUUCACAGAGUGCUAGUGUUGGCGUCUGAAUGGGCUUUUUUUUUUUAUACUGUGUAUAUAAAUUACUGAAAGGUUAUAUAAAUAUCCCUGCUUUUAGCUAAAGAUUAGCACAUCAUACUCAUAUUUUAAUCUUUUGUACAUUGCUGUUCAUGAAAUUGCCGAAAACAAUUUGGAAAUUGAAUUGACAUUGAGGGGGUCACGGUGGCUUAGUGUUUAGCACGUUCGCCUCACACCUCCAGGGUUGGGGGUUCGAUUCCCACCUCCGCCUUGUGUGUGUGUGGAGUUUGCAUGUUCUCCCCGUGCCUCGGGGGUUUCCUCCGGGUACUCCGGUUUCCUCCCCCGGUCCAAAGACAUGGAUGGUAGGUUGAUUGGCAUCUCUGGAAAAUUGUCCCUAGUGUGUGAUUGUGUGAGUGAAUGAGUGUGUGUGUGUGUGUGUGUGCCCUGCGAUGGGUUGGCACUCCGUCCAGGGUGUAUCCUGUCUUGAUCCCCGAUGAUGCCUGAGAUAGACACAGGCUCCUCGUGACCCGAGGUAGUUCAGAUAAGCGGUAGAAGAUGAGUGAGUGAGAGAGAGAGUGGUUAUGAUGUGCCAUCUAUUACACCUAUCUAUAUGUGUAUGGUUGUGGACCUGAUAUUAUUCAAGUCAGCAUGAUCUCAAACUCAGGAAUGAAGUAUGAACAAAGAUCUCAUAGGGAUUUCAUGAAAGCCAUAAACCACAAGCACAAUUCCUUUGCCCACACUUUUAUACAUAGCUCAUGUGAAUUUCCCUAAAUGUUACUCAAACUUCAUGUGUUGUUGGAAUGUCUUUUUUUUAUAUAUAUAUAUAAGUGUUGAAUGUGGAAAAUUAAAACAAUAAGCAAACAUACAUGGUAUGUUGAUUUAUUUAAAUUGAUUUAUUUAAAUUGAUUUAUUUAAAUUGAUGUAUUUGUUGAAGUUUUCUUUAUACUAUACUACACUAUGUUGUAUUUUCAUGUUCGUUGAUACACAUUUUUUUGUAAUAAUGCAUGUUUCUACAUUAUUUAUAUAAUGGCACAGUCUUCUAUUUGAUUUCUGUUGUAACUUGUAUUAAAUUCGAUUCUGUAUUUCUAUAAUAAUGAACCUAUAAUAAUAAA